Molecule: messenger RNA, 2394 nt
Organism: Hippocampus comes (tiger tail seahorse)
Lineage: Eukaryota; Metazoa; Chordata; Actinopteri; Syngnathiformes; Syngnathidae
Product: selenocysteine insertion sequence-binding protein 2
Exons: 17
Coding region: 253-2352 (699 amino acids)
Biological process (GO): selenocysteine incorporation
Cellular component (GO): ribonucleoprotein complex; mitochondrion
Molecular function (GO): mRNA 3'-UTR binding; selenocysteine insertion sequence binding; ribonucleoprotein complex binding
Source: RefSeq, a predicted model, not a curated record
GGUUGGCGCAAGGUGAGUGCAGUACUCGGCGCCGCCUCUGCUCGGCGCUCUCCGCUGGCCCGACGCGACGCGACGCUACGCCGUCCGUCGCCGUGACGCGCUUUAGCAGCCUCGCGCGUGUAUGCUAGCCAGCCCGGCGCUGCGCGUCGCUCCGCUAACUUUCAUUUCACUUACGAAGACGAUGACGACAGCCCGGCGGACCCCUUCCAAUCACACACCGACGUGACGGCGUCAAAAGGGGACGACUCGAAGAUGGAGAAGGAGGGCAGAGUGACACCUGCCGAGCCGACUUGUCACUCGGGGAGGAGAACCGAGUCGGCCGAGCGACAACGCGGCGGCUCGAACCGUCAUGUGAUCCCAGCGAACCUCCCCCGCUUGUCCCGGCGCGGGCCAAAAGGCAAGCAUUCGGGCGCAGGCCCGAAGUGGAGCCCACCGUCGGACGUUAUCGGCGUUGACUUGUCCUGGAGAGCGAAGUCAUUUCAGCCUCCCUCGGCGACAACAAAGAGCAAUGACCCCCGUGCGCCAAGCCGCGUUGCGGCUAACGACUCGGCGGACGCACGGAGACGAGCAACAGGUUGGAGGGACUCCAGAUCGGCGAAGACGCCGACGCCCGCUCAGGGCGACUUGGCCCAGUUUGAGGUGAAAAUGUCUGACUUUCCGCAACUGGACGCCGACCCCUCGCGCGCUCACAAAGAGAGCCGGGGGCCGAAAGGGACGGCCGAGGGACGCCGGCCUGCCUCGGAGUCAAACUCUCCGCGGCCGGAUGUGCAUCAGCAGAAGGCCGCGGGAGGAUCCCGGAUUCUGCCCGACUCCCGACAACGUGACAACGGCACCGCCGCAAACCCGCCGCCGCCGGCUACUUUGUGGGCCGACGUCGCUUCUCAGCCGCCGAAAAAAACCCUGCGGAUGCCCAAGGAAACGGCCGCGCAGCUGCCGGAAGAGGCGACGGCGGCGGGCAGGAAAAAGCGCAAGAAAAAGAAGGCGGCGAAAGAAGCCGAUGACGGCGCGGAAGCGGAGCCAUCGACGGUCCAACAGGAGCCGCCAAAGUUUGAGGAUGAAGAGGAGUUUCCCGGUCUGGCCCCGGCUCCGACUCGGCCCGUUCGACCGGCGAGCAGUCGAAAGACGGAAAGCCAACAAGAUGCCGCCCAAACGCCACCCUCGGAGGCAGCAAAGAAAGGACAGAAGAUCUCCAGGAAGAAGAGCAAAGCUCCCGUGCAGCUGGACAUCGGCAACAUGCUGUCUGUCCUGGAGGACAAGCACAAGUCUCAGAAAGUCAAGCACAACAUCGUCGCAGUGGGCGGAGGACUUCCCGUCAUCCACAAGCAACCGGCGCCCCAGAAGAGGACGCCCCGGCAGCAGGACAAAAUCGCCCACAACCCGCUGGAUUCCACCAGCCCGCUGGUGAAGAAAGGCAAGCAGAGGGAGGUGCCCAAAGCCAAGAAACCCACGGCUCUCAAGAAGGUCAUCCUCAAAGAAAGAGAGGAGCGGAAGCAGCGACGUUUGCUGGAGGAAACGGCGGUGACGCCUCAACAUGAUUCCACGGUUGAUGCUCAUGCGGCAGAAGACGAGCGCUGCGACGCCGAGCUGACAGCCGAGGCCGUCGGUGCCGUUUUGGCCGGUGACGAGCAGCAACCCAACGAAAGCGGCGACGAGCGGCGGAGCCUCCCGCGGGACUCGGCCGUCGCGGUCCCGGACGGACCCAAAAUCCACAGCAGGAAGUUCAGAGAGUACUGCAGCCAGAUGCUCAGCAAAGACGUGGACCGGUGCGCCAGCUCGCUGCUGAAGGAGCUGGUGCGCUUCCAGGACCGCCUCUACCAGAAGGACCCCAUGAAGGCCCGCAUGAAGCGGCGAGUGGUGAUGGGCCUGCGGGAGGUCCUCAAGCACCUCAAGCUCCACAAGGUCAAGUGCGUCAUCAUCUCGCCCAACUGCGAGCGCGUCCAGUCCAAAGGGGGCCUGGACGAGGCGCUGCACAAAAUCAUCGAGACGUGCCGGCAACAGGAGGUGCCGUUCGUCUUCGCCCUCUCCCGCAGGGCGCUGGGGCGCUGCGUCAACAAGAUGGUGCCCGUCAGCCUGGUGGGCAUCUUCAACUACGACGGCGCUCAGGACUACUAUCAUCAGAUGAUCGAGUUGUCUUCGGAGGCCAGGCGGGCCUACGAGGAGAUGCUGGCGAGCGCCGUCCUCGACCUCUCCGAAGAGCGCGGCGCCGCCGAGGCGGAGCCGGACUCUGGCGAGCCGGGAUACGGCCAGCUGUGGAAGAAGCUGCUCGAGAAGGAGUCGGACGAGUCGGCCCACUUGGACGCGUGGCCGGAUGAAGAUGAAAAUGGAGAUGGAGAUGAAGAUGACGAGACUUGACGGCGAUGAGGUUCUCCCCAAAGUAAGAGAGGAUUUCUUGGA